CGCCGCGUGCGUUGUCGUGGAGAGGGACGCGGAGGCUACGGUGCGGGCGCGGCGGGGCAGUGGCAGCGGAAUAGAGACCCCCGGUUCGGUCCCACGCCCCCAGGGCGAGCCCCACAGAACCCUGUCUCGCCUCUGCGCCGCGUGGGUGGUCCCAGGGCCGCUGCCGACGGCGCCGGCAUGUCGGGCGAGUCAAGUACGCCCGGCGCCUCCCCCAGGGCCCCGCGUCCCGGGACCCUGAAGUCGUCCGGCACAGUGACCAAGAAGGGGGAUCGCGGGGCCAAGGAGAAGCCGGCCCCCGUCGUGCCGCCGGUGGGCGAGGAGGAGUCCAAGAACCCCGAGGAAUACCAGUGCACCGGGGUCCUCGAGACGGAUUUCGCCGAGCUCUGCACGCGCUCGGGCUACACGGACUUCCCCAAAGUUGUCCCCCGGCCUCGCCCGCACCCGACCUUCGUCCCCUCAGCCUCGAUGUCGGAAAAGACCGCCCAGGACGAUCAGCGCCUGUCGGCGUCUUGCAGCCUCAACAGCCUGGAGAGCAAAUACGUGUUUUUCCGGCCCACGAUCCAGGUGGAGCUGGAGCCCGAGGAGAAGUGGGUGAAGGAAAUCUACAUCCGCGGUUGGAGGGUGGAGGAGCGGAUCUUGGGCAUCUUCUCUAAAUGUCUGCCCCCCCUCAGCCAGCUGCAGGCCAUCAACUUGUGGAAGGUGGGGCUGACGGAUAAGACCCUGAGCACCUUCAUCGCCCUGCUGCCUCUCUGCGCAUCCACGCUCAGGAGGGUGUCUCUGGAGGGCAACCCGCUGCCGGAACAGUCCUAUCACAAGCUCAUGGCCGUGGACAGCAUGAUCACGCACUUGUCUCUGCGCAACAACAACAUCGACGACCACGGGGCGCAGCUGCUGGGCCGCGCUCUAUCCACGCUGCACAGCUGCAACCGGACCCUGGUUUCGCUCAACCUGGGCUUCAACCACAUUGGGGACGCGGGUGCUGGCUACAUCGCAGACGGCCUCCGGCUGAACCGCGCCCUGCUCUGGCUGUCGCUGGCGCACAACCGCAUCCAGGACCAGGGCGCCCUGAAGCUGGCCGAGGUCCUGCGUCCCUUCGAGCUGACGCACACAGAGGUGGUGGAGCGCCGCCGCCUCCUGCUGGAGAAAGGGACGCAGGAGCGCUCGCGAUCGCCUUCCUCCUCCCGACACGGGGAGUCCAAAGCUGACCGGGAGAGGAAUCCGCUGAUAGGGGUCAGCAGUGCUGCACUGACGGAAAAGCCCGACAAGACUCAGACUUCGAAGACCCUGAAAGGCCUGAGCAAGAAGAAGGAGAAGUCCGGGGAAUCGGUGAGGAAGGAGGAGAAGUCAGGGUCAGGGCAGUCACCUACACAAGGAACCCCCAAGAAAGAAGACCCUGCAAAGUCAGGCAAGGGGAAGGUCACCAUCCCAGAGCAGAAACCAAGCAAGGGGAAAGGGCCCAAGACUGGGAACAAAGAGAAGCGCAGCCUCCUGCUGGAGUCCGAGCAGGUGGUUGCUGAAGCUACGGAGAUGGUCAACCCUCUCCUGGAGCCCGCGGAGCACCGAGACGGGAAGGUGUUUCUGCCUGGGAACAAGGUCCUUUUGCACCUCAACCUCCUCCGAAACCGCAUCACAGAGGUGGGGCUGGAGGGCUUCCUGGCCUCCGUGCAGCACCAGGCCCAGUUCUCCAAGUCCAAGAGCCCAUCCAAGGGCCCGGUGGGGCUGCUGUGGCUGUCCCUGGCGAAAAACUGCUUCUCCCCACAAUGUCCUGCGUAUGCCAUGAUCCAGGAGCUGAUGCUGCCGAGGGACCCCAUCAGUAAGGCCAAGCCGAGAGAGGAGGAGACGGUGGCUUCCUCCACCUAGCCCCUCCCCCUUCCUCCUGGAGCCGCUGGGCAGCAGCAGCACCUCUGGUCCCUGCGAGGUGGGCUGGCCUCCCUGGGGGAGACCUCGGGUCACUAACAAGCUCUGUUGCUGUAUGUUUCCCCUUGAGAUUGUCUGAAAACUGUUCCAGAACUAC
Molecule: messenger RNA, 2014 nt
Organism: Hyaena hyaena (striped hyena)
Lineage: Eukaryota; Metazoa; Chordata; Mammalia; Carnivora; Hyaenidae
Gene: LRRC71
Product: leucine rich repeat containing 71
Exons: 15
Coding region: 178-1860 (560 amino acids)
Molecular function (GO): protein binding
Source: RefSeq, a predicted model, not a curated record